Molecule: messenger RNA, 2872 nt
Organism: Condylura cristata (star-nosed mole)
Lineage: Eukaryota; Metazoa; Chordata; Mammalia; Eulipotyphla; Talpidae
Gene: PP2D1
Product: protein phosphatase 2C-like domain containing 1
Exons: 3
Coding region: 1-2058 (685 amino acids)
Biological process (GO): protein dephosphorylation
Molecular function (GO): protein serine/threonine phosphatase activity
Source: RefSeq, a predicted model, not a curated record
AUGGGGAGAGGGGCGGCCAAGACAGGGCGCUCGGCUUCCCCACCGAGGUUUCGCUGGCUCCGGGCGCUCGCCCCACCUCGAGCACCGCUCCACGCCGGGAAGCGAGCAGGCGAGCUCCUACAGAGCAGCAAAGCCCCAGGGCAGCGCCCGAGCGCCGACGCCGCGACAACUCCACGGGGAGUGGUUUUGAAAACAAGGGGAGAGUAUACACAAAAGUCCUCAUUUACUUCUGAUGAUGAAGUCCCACCUCUCAGGAGAAGAAAAUGUUUAAGGAGGAAGAGAACAUAUACCGACACUGGAGACCUUGGUGAGGGGGCCACAGAUAAAAAGAUCACAUUUCCCUGUUCCAUAUGCCAGCAUGAAAUUGAUCUUUCUGAAAUUUUCUUCCAUAAAAAGAUACAUGGAGCUAUGGCCACAUUGGGUUUUCACUGGCUGGGUGAAAAGAAACCAACACGGACAGCAAUGGUUGCUCAGAGACAGGUUACAAUCGCCAACACUUUAACAUCUCUUACAUACCCUGAAAAAGCCUUAGAGAGAGUUAAUCACGCGUUUGAACUACUUUGGAAGAAACACCUGCCAGCAUAUUAUAAGAUCAUUGAUAACUUUCACAGGCGUUACAUAUAUUCUAAAAAACUCUACCAUACGUUAAUUAAAAGCAUAGCUGUUUGUAAUGACAGGAACUCUACAUGGAGAGCAGAGAUGAAUGAUAAAUUCACAGUAGUUAGGAAUUUUGGCAAUCAACGCAAUGUGUGUUUUUUUGGUUUGUUUGCUGGGCAUGAUGGAGCCUCAGCUGCAGAUUUGACAUCAAAGGAACUCCCACUUUUAUUUCUCCAUCAACUUUCCACAUGUGAUCCUUCCUACCAAAUGACCCCUGAAGAACAAAAUACAAUCAAUUCCUUUUGCACAGUGUUUAGGGAAGAUUACACAGCUAUAGAAGAUGUCUUCUCCACAAAGAAAAGAGUGAAAAUAAUGGAGUGUGAGUAUGAGGAUAUACACAAAGCCUUUGCAAAAGCAUUUUGGAGAAUGGAUAGGCUUUUAAGUCUAGGAAGGAAAGAAAUAUCCAGGGCUCAAUGGAGUGGCUGUUCUGCAGUUACUUGUAUGCUGGAAAGCAAGAGUAAAAGUGCCAUUGAUAAGAAAAAUUGGAAAAGAAUCCCUGACCCUGAUGUCUUGGCACAGACCUUCCCUUCUCAGAAGAUAUCACAAUUAAUGUCUGGAGUACUGCAUAUUGCAAACACUGGUGAUGUGGAAGCACUCUUAUGCAGAAAUGGAAAAGGCUUCUCCCUAACCAAAGAACACACUACAAAAAACAUAAAUGAAAGAAAAAGAGUACUUCAGAAAGGAGCGUUUAUUAGCUCAAAUGAACCACAUGGUCUCCUAGAGGGGAAAACAACUAUUACAAGAGGACUUGGAUUUCAUGGAAAUCCCAAACUGAAAAAAUUCAUCAUUCCAGCACCUCGAACUAUUUCUGUGCCUAUAAAUAACUUGUGCCAAUUCCUAAUCUUAGCCACGAAUGGACUCUGGGAAGUUCUGGACAUGAAGGAAGUGACUGCUCUGGCAAAAACAGCAUUUCAGACAUACAAAGAAAGAUACUUCUCCACCAAACAAAGCACAUCUGCCUCAUCCAAAGGGCCUCUCUCGUCCCCAACCAAUGAAGCAAGAAUUAGUGAGCCAGAAAGUAACAUCCACAUAGUGUUUGAGACUAAACCUGAAUCUACACAAGGUGUGUCAUCAACUAGGAAUUCAAAAGAAUUUUUGCCAGAUCCAAAACAUUCUCUACAUUUCACAAGUAACCUAAAAAAUCUAGAAACAUUUCUACCAGAAGUGACUAAUUGUGACACUUACAAAGAGAAAGAAACUCGUGGAACAAACAGUAGAGAUGGUAUGCCUCAAGAUUCAAAAGAAAAAGGAAAAAAAACAUGCACUAAGAGUUUCUAUGAAGGUGCAGCUGAGCACAUCAGCCAGGUACUUGUAAAUGCUGCCUUCUCAGCAGGCUCCAGAAACAACAUUACAGUCAUGGUGAUACUUUUUAAGGGAAGUGAGUAUCUAUUUCUGGUAUAAAAGAUAAAGGUAUAGUAAUUCAGAGUACAAAAAUACAACUCCAUAAAGACAAUCUGUCAAUGGACCAGAUUAUUAGGGUGAUACAUCAGUAACAUGCAAAUCCUUUUUAAGAAUGUAAUAAAGAAAAUGUCAAAACAGAUUUUAGAUUACACAUUACUACUUAUGUAUGUUCACUUACCAUGCCAAAAAAGAGAAAAACCAGUACUUGCUUUUUAUACCACUUUAUUCCAACCUGAGCACCUCAUAUAAAACUAAACACUGGUGAACUGUUUUCCUUACUAAUUCUGAAUCACUGUAAAUGUACAUGUUCUGCUAACAGUCCAACACUUAAAUAGAUUAAAUCAUCUCUGACACAUGGUAGGUUUCAUAUAAUGAAAAUACCUAAAACAAUUAGUGCAAUAUACUGAACUGAUCAAAAUAAGAUGAACUUUGGGAAACAAGGCUGCAAGAUUGUUACUAACAAUUCGCAAUACUUAUGUUACAAAUUACACAUACAUCGUUUAUUAUGGUUCUAGGCUGUGUAGGAACUGAAGCCCCUCUUUCAAAGGGGCAGAGAAGGAAAAAUUAGCUGUUUUAGUAACUGUACACUUUGUAUAUUUUUAAGCAACUCUUAAAUAUUACAGAAAAGUAAUAAACAUAUGAAGACUACAAUGCAGUACCCUAUUUACAGUACAGCUGAAGACAGAAUUUAAAAUAAUCAAGUUUAAAUGUACAUAAUUGUUAGUGCAUUGACUAUAUUAUGUCCAAAGGGAACAAAAGCUCCCUCUCCCUGCCCUCAAACAAAAAACCUAUGUAAUGGUCAACAGUGAUUAAA